AUGGCCACCCGGGUAGUGCUGCCGACAGUUUCGACGGGAAACGUUCCACAGUUAGCUCUGGAUCUUUUAAUUUAUACUUAUGGGUUCAAGCUCGUCCAAUCCUUGGACGAUGAGCACCUCUACCCAUUUGCUGGACCCCUUGAUGGGCUGACGCUUCCAGUGGAACAAGGGUUGACCACCGCAUGCCAACUAUUUCAAUUGAACGACAUUAAGCUUAUUCAAAUAAGAUCGCCUCCUUUACCCGGUCAGAAGAGCAAAUUCAUUCACGGAAUCAAGUCCCAGCUCAAGGGUAAAGUCCUAGUUGCCGGGUCAGCUAAUGCCGGUAUGAAAUUAGAGGAUUUGGGCCAGCUACGGGUUGCAGAAUACACCAAGGACACAAUUCCUGACAGAUUACCCGAGUCUGGAUAUGCGGUUGAGGCAGUGAAGGCGUUGGAUGCGGAUGCAAUUGUUCUAUUCACCUACGAGGGCGACAAUAUUGCCAAUGCAAAGGAGUUGGCCACUAUCUUGGCCCAGAGAUUGGGUCUUCCCUCGAAACCUUUCCAGCAGCCUAUAAGUUGGACAAGAGUUUACGGAAAAGAUAUACCCACUGGUGUAGAGCAGGGUCUGUAUACAUGA
Molecule: messenger RNA, 615 nt
Organism: Wickerhamiella sorbophila
Lineage: Eukaryota; Fungi; Ascomycota; Dipodascomycetes; Dipodascales; Trichomonascaceae
Product: Proteasome assembly chaperone 2
Exons: 1
Coding region: 1-615 (204 amino acids)
Biological process (GO): proteasome assembly
Cellular component (GO): cytosol; nucleus
Source: RefSeq, a predicted model, not a curated record